This is a messenger RNA of Stylophora pistillata, 1019 nucleotides long. RefSeq lists its product as uncharacterized. The record is from RefSeq and is a predicted model, not a curated record. NCBI's taxonomy places the organism in Eukaryota, Metazoa, Cnidaria, Anthozoa, Scleractinia, Pocilloporidae.
UUAGAUAACACUGGUAAAAGUGAGAUGGGCCGAUUGUUGUUAGCCUGUUCAUGGUCGCCGUCUUUUGGAAUCGGUAUAACCUCGGCUGUUUUCCAUUUUGAUGGAAAAACACAUGUUUGAAAGGAUGUGUUAGUAAUAGACGUAAUUGUGUGAACGGUUGAAUUUUGACAGUCUUUGAUGAACUUUAUUCAUCUGACUUUAAAACGUUAAAAUCUGCGUAAUCGUGAAAUAUUUCCCUGUUGUAAUAGUGGUAUUUAUAAUCUUUACAGAGAUUGGGUACUAGCUAGCCUCAUCUUCAUGUUCGGCGGGAGUUUCCCAGAAAAAGUACCCCAUCCUUUUCCCCAGUAAACGAAAGCACUUCCGCCACUGAAUCUGCGUAGUUUAGAGACAUCUGUGAUUCUCUUUUGGUAAUUUACUCAGAGAUUGAUAAAAGCACACAGUCCUUGCAUUUGUUCUCUUUUAACAUGAGUUAUUCGAGAACAUACAGAAAUUCAAACGGUGUCGGCGCCUACAGAAGAAACAGGAACGAAGGACGAAAUGAAGGUCAAGCCGCUACUGGAAUCCAAGCGGAACAGCCACAACAAGAAGAAACGGCUGCACCGAGCUUAGAAAGGGUUAACAGGAGAGACGGAUUCACCAUGUUUAGACCAGACGAAAAGAAAAGGGCUCAUUUGACGGAAAUGGCAAGACAGGAAGAAGAACAGGCCAAUGCUCACAGAGAGGCCAGACGUGUUCGGCGUGUUCAUGAAAGACCAGCCCGAGUGGGUGGUUCAACUGGCUACAACACUGUCAUAAACCAGAAACAGAAGGCUGUUACAUCAGCAAGUAAAGGGCUAGAAAUGCAGAAAAAACGAGAGAAAUGGCAGCAAGAAAAGCGGGAAAGGGAAGAGAGAGAACUACAAGAGAAGAAGGCAAAAGCUAGGGCUCAGUCAGAAAGAAAUGAAGUUCUGAGGGCUGUUAGAGCCGAGGAAGCCAUGGAGCGACACAGGGAUGAACACAGAUGGUAUAAUUGUAAUUAA